Gongylonema pulchrum is the source of this 210-nucleotide messenger RNA. The record is from the annotation of a GenBank genome assembly. Lineage: Eukaryota; Metazoa; Nematoda; Chromadorea; Rhabditida; Gongylonematidae.
AUGGCUGAGUUCUUCGGCGGUGUGUAUCCUCCAAUCGUCGUUGUUCUGUUCUGUACAGUUCUGGUUGGGCCUCUUCUGCUUUUAAACAUGCACCAGUUGUACUGGUUCCUCACCCAUGUCGAAGUUGUCGGGGACCGGAAUAAUGAUGACGGUGAUGGUAGUGUUGAUGGCGAUGACAAUAAUGAGGACCGUAUCUAUCGGAGACAGUGA